Molecule: messenger RNA, 872 nt
Organism: Hibiscus syriacus
Lineage: Eukaryota; Viridiplantae; Streptophyta; Magnoliopsida; Malvales; Malvaceae
Product: expansin-A5-like
Exons: 3
Coding region: 9-776 (255 amino acids)
Biological process (GO): plant-type cell wall organization
Cellular component (GO): extracellular region
Source: RefSeq, a predicted model, not a curated record
ACAGGGCAAUGACACUUUUGGGGUUUUUUCUACUUCUGUUGCUCUCACCGUCCCCCAACUACGUUCAUGGUUAUCCUAGGCAUAACCAUCGUCCCCGUCACCUAUCUCUUGGUCCCUGGAUCAAUGCUCAUGCAACUUUCUAUGGAGGUGGCGAUGCUUCAGGAACCAUGGGUGGAGCUUGUGGCUAUGGAAAUCUAUAUAGCCAAGGCUACGGUGUUAACACGGCGGCAUUGAGCACUGCAUUGUUUAACAAUGGCUUGGGCUGUGGUGGAUGUUAUGAGAUCAGAUGCGUUAACGACCCAAAAUGGUGCCUGCCGGGCACCGUCGUGGUCACCGCCACUAACUUUUGCCCUCCUGGUGGCACAGGCUGGUGCAACCCUCCCAACCACCACUUCGAUCUCUCCCAGCCUAUUUUCCUACACAUUGCACAAUACAAAGCUGGUAUUGUCCCUGUGAUGUACAGAAGGGUGAGGUGUAUGAGAAAAGGGGGAAUAAGGUUCACCAUUAAUGGACAUUCCUACUUCAAUUUAGUGCUUGUAACCAACGUCGGAGGUGCCGGUGAUAUUCGUUCUGUAUCUAUUAAAGGCUCAAGGACAAAAUGGCAAUUAAUGUCCAGAAACUGGGGACAGAACUGGCAAAGCAAUACUUACCUUGAUGGACAAAGUCUGUCAUUUGUCGUCACCACUAGUGACGGCCGUAGUGUCGUCUCCUACAAUGUUGCUCCACCCGGUUGGUCCUUCGGACAAACUUACACCGGUCGUCAGUUUAUGGCUUAACUCCCUCCUCCCCCCAAGUUAAAAAAGAAGAGUGCGUCAAGCCAUUGGUUUUUGAAUGGCUUGUUCUGUUUGUAGUUAUAUAUAUAAUUGAGUUUU